AUGAAUUUAUAGGAUAAAUAGUUAAAGUUUUUAAUUAUUACUUAAUUAUUUAAUCAAAAUCAUUUUGAUCCCAAAUUUUAAACUAAAUCCCUUCAAAGCUAUGGAUAAAUAAAUGUGGGUAAUGAUUUUAGAAUUGCUACUUCAAAAGAAAAAUAAAAGGCAUUAAUUUUGUGGUACUCCAAAGUUAUAUUGCUACAGAAGUAUUUUUAACAGAAAAUGAAAAUGAUGCAACAUAUGAUGAGAAAUGCGAUGUUUUUCUUUAGGAUGCCUUCUUUAUUACCUUUUCAUUGCACUAUUUGGAUAACCAUUGAAAUAAUUAAAUGUGGAAAUGAAAAUUGA
This is a messenger RNA of Paramecium sonneborni, 339 nucleotides long. Lineage: Eukaryota; Ciliophora; Oligohymenophorea; Peniculida; Parameciidae. The record is from the annotation of a GenBank genome assembly.